ACACACUGCAAGUCGCCGAACCACGCACUCGCCUGGUAACACUCGGGCCCGUGAUGCUGGACCUCAUGCACCCGUUCGACGACUACUACGGCAGGGGCAACCCAUCGCGAGACACGGCGUACUACGACCGCAUGCCUCACCAGUCGCAUGGCUACAACCCGCACCAGCGCGCGCCUCGCAGCACUACCGACCCGUACAGCCACGCGCCUUCUAGCAAUGCGCCUUCGUCCACCGCAGUGCCAAAGAUCACGACCAGCUCUGCGAGCGACGAGUACAUCAUCGCGGCCAGCCCACCCUCCGGGCACGAUCUCCGCGGUGCACAAGCCGUCCUUGUCGGCCCCUUUGAGCUCCAACUCACCGGAGUGGUGCAGCCUAAGGAUGCCGCCUACGAGUACCUGACAAGUGGCCGCACCGGAGUCUACGCCGCUCCGGGCAGGAGGGGACUGCUUGGCGUCGCCCCACCGCGCAGUCUCCUCCGCGGCGAUGCGCCGACCCAGGGCUGGAUUGCGCUAGAGAGCGAGCACGGCUGGGUCCACACAGGAGACGUGCAGCUCUUGUCUCGCCCAGCGCAGCCACGCCACUUCGCGCGCACCGUCGAGCUCCCCGCCGACGCGCUGACGCGCCACGCCUCGAGCCACACGCUCGCAGCGGGUGGGCUCCAGGUGUGCAUCCCACGCCAGGCGGCGCGCGUUGCGAAGAGGCCUGCAUCAAAGGCCGCCCCGCCAAAGGCCCCCCCGACAAAAUCCGCCCCAAAGACGGUGGUGGCAGAAGAAGCCGUCCCUGGCGAUGGCGGGAGGUUGACGGCGGCAGCAAUCCGCAAGCCUGCCGCACCAAAGGCUGCUCCGCCUAAGGCUGCCACGUCCAGGCGCGCGGCGCCCAAGGCGGCGGCAGCAACCACCGAGGCUUCUGCAGAGGCGUCCCACAAGCGCGCCGCUGCUGCCGCAACGUCCAAGCCGCCCGCAGCCGGCAUUGGCCGGCACCUUCCCAUGUCCGAGGCCGGACCCGUCCUGAUGGAGGUGGAGGCGGCCGCCACCAACAUUCAGCUACCUCAGGAGACGAUCCAGCACUGGCGAGCGAGCGCGAGUGGCGGCUUUGUGCCGUGCCACGACGAUUGAGUGGAGGUCGGGCCGUGGUUUUCAUCGUAUCUGACUAGUCAUGGUGAACAAGGACCGUAUAGGGUGGUGUUUAGUUCGUCUCUGUCUGUCGUGCAGCGUGAGUGACUCGCUCGGUCGGACACAGCCUACCUAUUGACUCGUAAAAUUACUUCGUCUCUUCAACAAACAAAA
This is a messenger RNA of Emiliania huxleyi CCMP1516, 1286 nucleotides long. RefSeq lists its product as hypothetical. NCBI's taxonomy places the organism in Eukaryota, Haptophyta, Isochrysidales, Noelaerhabdaceae. The transcript has a single exon. The record is from RefSeq and is a predicted model, not a curated record. Bases 54 to 1115 code for a protein of 353 amino acids.